Molecule: messenger RNA, 2682 nt
Organism: Misgurnus anguillicaudatus (oriental weatherfish)
Lineage: Eukaryota; Metazoa; Chordata; Actinopteri; Cypriniformes; Cobitidae
Source: RefSeq, a predicted model, not a curated record
CACUCAAGUCUAUAUCUGUUGUUUUGUCAUGGAUAGGCUAUGAAUGCUUAUGUACAGUAGGAGCUGUGGGGAGUUUAGCUUUGCGUAAUUUAAUUGUUGCACUGUAUUUUAAGUUGCCUGGUGGCAUCUUCUAAGAGAAUCAAUGUAAAUGGCAAGUGUGAAGAAAGGAUAGAAUAACAGGAGGAGAAGGGGAGGGACUUAUAGUGCUAGAGAAUGGCCAGUAUGAAAGGACCUCAUCUAAAGAUGUGGAGACUUCUGAUCCAUCAGGAAAACAUAUAAGGAAUGUCAUGGAAAAUACUUUUUGGCUUUUACUGACUUGUGAUUUAGAUUCACACAACUAAAGACACUGGAUAAAGCAUUUGGACUGGCUCUUCACCAGCAUUAUAUUGUUAUUUAAACAUUUUUUCACAUACACAACUGGAGUUUAAUUUUUGUGAACACGGACGUGUGCUGGAAAGAUGUGGAGCUGUAUAACAGAUUUCUUUACGUAUGAGACGACCAAGUCCGUGGUGGUAAAGAGCUGGACCAUAGGCAUCAUCAACCGUGUUGUCCAGCUCCUCAUCAUCACAUACUUCGUUGGCUGGGUGUUUCUGUAUGAGAAGGCAUAUCAAGUGCGAGAUACAGCCAUCGAGUCAUCAGUGAUGACUAAAGUGAAAGGUUUUGGAGAAUAUAAUAACCGGAUCAUGGACACAGCAGAUUAUGUGACACCUACUCAAGGGGCGUCAGUAUUCUGCAUAAUUACGAAGCUUAUCACAACAGAGAACCAAAUACAGGGACACUGUCCUGAGAGUGAGAUGAAAUUCAAAUGUGAAACUGAUGAUACCUGCAUGAAGCUGAAGUCAAAACCUUCUAGCAAUGGUUUGCUGACUGGACGAUGUGUAAACUUCAGUGCUACACAGAAGACCUGUGAAAUCAAAGGAUGGUGUCCCGCAGAGAUCGAUGAUGUUCAACCGGACCCCAUGAUGGAGGUGGAGAACUUUACCAUUUUCAUCAAGAACAGCAUUCGGUUCCCUCGUUUCAACUUCACAAAGGGAAACUUUUUGCCAUCCAUCAAUAGUUCCUACAUAAAGCAAUGUAACUUUGACGUUGAGAGGAACAUGUAUUGUCCCAUAUUCAAAGUGGGAGAUGUGAUUCGGUUUGCCCAGCAAGACUUCACCACUCUCGCUAAAAAAGGGGGAGUAAUAGGAAUAAAAAUAGCGUGGUUAUGCGAUUUAGAUAAGAAAGAUGAUGAGUGCAAACCUCACUAUUCAUUCACUCGCCUGGAUGCCAUGUCUGAAAAGUCCACGGUCUCGCCUGGAUACAACUUCAGGUAUGCCAAGUAUUUUAAAAUGGAGAAUGGGACUGAGUAUCGCACUUUGCUGAAAGCUUAUGCCAUCAGAUUCGAUGUGCUGGUUAAUGGAGACGCAGGAAAAUUUGACAUGAUCCCAACUCUAAUCAACAUGGUCGCGGCCUUUACGUCUGUGGGUGUGGGCACAGUGCUUUGUGACAUCAUUCUACUGAACUUCCUGAAAGGAGCAGAUCAGUACAAGGCCAAGAAAUUUGAAGAGGUAUCAGAUUCAAGUAUUGAGCAUUCAAACUCAUUAUACAGGAGCAGAGACCAAAGCCUACAAUCUGUCAAACCUGAUGAGAAGUUCUCGAAUGAUUCUGGAGCGUUUUCCAUUGGACAAUAUGGUUAAUAUUGGCUGAUCGGCACUUGGGUGAUACUUUAUUUAAUACACUUCCUAUGAGCUAUAAUCUGUCUCAUUAUUCAACCUAAAACUUUCCAACUAGAACGAGUCCUACCAAACUUUUGAUUCAUUUUUUUAAUAUAAAUUCUUCUAUAGGUCACAUCUUAGAUACUUUAUUUAAUGUAAACCAACUUCAUGUAUUCUUAACAUAAAUAAUAGUUUAAUAAUAAAAGUCGCCUUCCUUAAAGUCUCUGUAAAGUCAAUAUUGAAAAUUGUUUCUAAACACAUUAUAAAUGUGAGAAAUGUGUUGCUGAAACACCAAAAAGACUGUAAACUAUGUAGUACUGAAUUGCAGAGUUAUAUUGUUAGUUUUUCACCAUUUUUGGGUUUAGUAUUAUUUGGGCAGGGUUAAAGCGCAUGGCCCCGCCCCUAACACAAUCGCGAGCAUCCAUUCAGGUUGUAGUUGUAUUUGAAACGGCAGAGUGGGCGUGGUUUCAGCUCUGACAGCGGACACGCCCCCGCCGAUUAAGAGCAGAGAAUGCUGCCUACUUUUAAAAGAUUUUGAUAACUUAUUUUAUAAAAUGUGCAUUUUUCCAGUUUUCAAAAAUAGUUGGGUGCUUAAUUACACAUUUUUUAUGAGGUGUGACAAACUUAAUAUCUGACUUUACAGGGACUUUAUUUUCAACCCAGCAUUGGGUCAAAUAGAGGUUAUCUCAGCCCGCUGGGUUGUAAUUUAACCCAUGCUGGGUUCUUUCAAGUCAACCCAAAAUACUGGGUUGUUUUAACCCAUUGUUGGGUCAAAUAUAAACAUUUUCUGGAUUAAUUUCAGCCCAGCUGCUGGGCUCAUCCCUUUUUGACCCAACACUGGGUUAAAAACAACCCAGCAUUUUUAGAGUGCAUAUAUAUUACAUAUGCAACUGAUAUUUUGUUAAUAAUACUGUUGUAUAUGUAAAUAUUUAAAUUCUGCUGUGUAUGUUUAUUUGCAUGACCUUUCAUUUACAAAAGAAAUACCAGU